CCCCCAAUAGCCACUAGAGGGUGCUAGAGACCCGGAAGUUGAAGUUGUCGUAACUCGUGACCAUUUCCGGCCAGGCAAAUUUGAAACCUUUUCAUCGACUCAAAGAAGACAAUUCACUUCCUUUGUAAAUAACACUCGCUGGCUAGAAGGAAAUUCGUUUCUCACAACAGAGCGGGCCAUGGACCCUAGUACUCAAAGGCUGUUUGAAAGAGUUGCUCAGAAACUGGGCUGGGACAAACCUGGUGCUCUGGACCGAGCAGCAGACGAGUUGAGAAAAAGUUUGAAAAGCAGACGUGAUGCUGUUGACAGUUGUGAUACUGACCCUGCUGAAAGGAAAGAGUCUUCAUUUUUGUCCGACAGCGAUGGCUCUGAAAAGGAGAAUCAGCAUGGGAAGAAAAACAUGCCCUCAAAUGAAGUGCUGCUGGACUCCAGUGAUGAGGACUUUGAUCAAAUUCUUGCAACAAAGGCUACACCCAAACCUGCUCCCAGACAAAUCUCAUCUGCCAAGAAACCAAGGGAACCAAUUCAAAUUUUGUCCUCAGAUAGCGAUGAUGGCUUUGAAAACUUUUUGAGACUUGUGAAAACCCCAAAGGCUCAACCAAGGCCUCAGUCUGCGAGUGGUACUGAUGACAGCCUUAAACAUUUCAUAGUAGACGACUCCUCUUCUGAUGACGAUUUUGUUGUGGAGAAGAAGCCGUCCAUUUCAAAAGCCAAACUGAAGACCCCCAAGUCUAGCCUGAAGUCAGAGAAGCAGCGGCUCUCGCAGUUCGACUCCCCAGUGUUCCUCAGUGACUCGGAUGACGACAGCGACAUUGUGAUCAAGAGCACAUGGAGGACUCGGCACAGUCGCCCAUCCUCGCAGGAAAAGGAUGCUCCGGCUAAAGAAAAUAAACCCAGAAAUGCCCCAUGCUUUCCCUCUCCUCUUGCUUCUGUCCACACGCCCAAGCCCUCUUCAGCCCCGCCCAUACACAGCGGAUGGCGCGAGGACACGGGUAGCUCCGAGGACGAGUUCCAGUCCUUACUGGACCGCAUCAGGAAAAACCAAAAGUUGGGAAGCAGUAGCACAAACGCUUCUCCUAAACCUCCAGAGCCCAAAGCUGCAACAGCCUGUGUGACUCCAUCUGUGAAAGCACAAAAGGACAGUGAUAGAGUGCCAGUAAAAGGAUUCCAGGUGACCAGAACUCCAGCGCAGCUCCCUAUCAGCAGACCUGUGAGUCAGACGGAGCCCAGAGCAGGCCACAGCAGCAGAGUGGCUGUGUGUAAAACACCGGGCUGUUUCCUGCAGUCUCUGUCUUUUCCUGAGUCUGUGUACUGCCGCAACUUCAAGCAGAGCAAAGAGGAGCUCACCAGCAAACUCUACCAGCUUUAUAACACCACUGUUUUUGAGAGCAAGCUGCCCACUGACAUGUCGAUCAAAUGGAAUACAAAGAUGAGGAAGACAGCAGGAUAUUGCAUCACCGGGCAGGAAAGGGUUACUGGAAUACGAUACGCCCGUAUUGAACUGUCAGUCAAAGUCUGUGACUCGGCAGAUCGGUUAAGGGACACACUAGUUCAUGAAAUGUGCCACGCAGCUACAUGGCUGAUAAACAACGUGCGGGACGGCCAUGGACCUUUCUGGAAGAUCUACGCACGCAAAGCCACCCUGGCUCACCCUGAGCUGCCCAUGGUGACCCGCUGCCACAGCUACGACAUCAAUUACAAAUACCAGUACCAGUGCAGCCGCUGCAAAAACACUAUUGGCCGUCACUCAAAGUCUCUGGACACGCAGAGGUUUGUGUGUGCGUUGUGCACAGGGCAGCUUGUCCUGCUCACUCCGUCUAAUUCACGUGGCCCCACACCUUUCGCCACGUUUGUGAAGGAGAACUAUGGUACGGUACGGCAGGAGCUGGCUGGCCAGAGUCACGCUGAGGUGAUGAGAAAGCUCAGCGCCGACUUCGCUAGCAAGACACGCCUCAGCCAGAGCUGAUCUGUGUGUGCUGUUGAUGAAAUUUACAGCGAGUGCUGCUCCAGCCUCUGGUUUUGCCUCCACUAUUCAUUAUGCAGGUAGACAAAUGAUAGAAAUGAUCCUAAGUCAAUCAUCUUUGCUGCUCUUGAGAACCUCAGCUGAAAGUAUUUGGACAUUAUGUUUCAAAUUCUUCUGCUUUCAAAGACAAUGUGAACUGGCAUGGUGAAGUUAUGCAUCAUGCCAGGAAAUGAUUGUGAAAACUGAAGGAUGCCUCUGGUUAACACAUUUCAGGGUAUUUUAAUCAUCUGAUGGUCUAUUGUCUAAAUGUGUGUCCUUACCAUUGGCUAAUUUGGCAAAUUUUAAUGUUUCUGUAUUUUUUUUUUUUCUGUCCUUGAAUCUUUAAGUGUUUUUGUAUGUUUGAAUAAAAUAUUUUUCAUACCUCCAGAAAUAUA
Molecule: messenger RNA, 2397 nt
Organism: Pangasianodon hypophthalmus (striped catfish)
Lineage: Eukaryota; Metazoa; Chordata; Actinopteri; Siluriformes; Pangasiidae
Gene: gcna
Product: germ cell nuclear acidic peptidase
Exons: 13
Coding region: 179-1966 (595 amino acids)
Cellular component (GO): nucleus
Source: RefSeq, a predicted model, not a curated record